CUUGGAUUAAUGGCAUUGAUCUCGAAGAGGCAAUUGAAAUUACUAAAAUUAUUCCUUCUUUCACCAAUCAUCGAACAGAUCCUGAUCGUAUCAUACAUUGCCUGUAUAAUGAUACUGUUGAUUUUUAACAACGAUGUGAACUCUAGUUUGGCGAGAGGUACCGCCCUUGAUGAGCUUCAGGAUUAUUUUAAAAAGGAGAAGUUUCUAAAUAUUUCAACAAUUGAUCGUAGCACUGUUUCACCAACUCCAGUUGAUAAUGUUGAGUAUGACUUUUAUGAUUAUAUGAGCUUCAUGUUUAAAGACAGACUUUUUGCUCAGAAGAAAUCAUCUUUCAUAGUUAAGGGAGUGGUAAGACUUGCUCAGGCAAGAGUAAGCACACCUGAUUGCGACUUUGCCUCUUUUUCUUCACCAUGAGAUACUAAUUGCUAUAACACCUUACACUCAAAGGUAUGUUCUCCAUUAUUCAAAGUAUCCACAGAUGAUUCUGAUUUUGUAAGAACGAGUGGAUGAGCUUUUGAAAACUGUACUGAAUACAAAAUGCACAAUCAGAAAACAGCCGAUGAUGAUAAGAUUGCUACAUAUUAUGGUGAUUAUGGGCAGUACGAUGGAAAUUACCUCUAUGAAGCUGACUUUACCUACGAGACUGAUUACACAACUGUUCUUAACACUUUGAAGGCAAAUUCAUGGAUAGACCAAAACACCAAGGCGGUUCUUUUGAGGUUUACGGUCUAUAAUUUUUGGACCAAAAUGUAUUAUCAUGUCGAAGCUACCCUUGAGACACCAACUUAUGAGUUCUUUGAGAAUACGUAUUACGCUAAUCACAUAUCUCUUGAAGAGAAUGAAAGUGGAUUAGUAUUUGUUUGAAUAGUUAUCUUAAUACUCAAUUGUUUGAUUUACAUUGGAAAGAUCAUUUUUGAACUCUCAAUAGGUCUUAGUAUUAUCACCAAUCUUCUAGAAGUCCUUAAUAUCGCCUUUAUUUUUGGGAUUUCUAUAUGAAAAUUGGUCCAAUUCACUUUGGAAAGUGAGUUUGAUGACGACAAACUUAACGGGGAUAAAUAUUUAAACUUUUAUAGUCUCAUCAAUAUUGAUAUCCUUCUGAACUCUCUGGCAGUAAUUUGUGGUAUAUUUAUCCCAUUCAGAUUUUUCAUCCUCUGCUCUCAUUUCCAAUUCUUCAAGCCUUUUGCUGCAAUUCUUGCGAUAUUAUACCGUAUGAUGGCAGGCUUGAUGAUAUUUAUCAUAAUAUUUGCUAUUUUCAUAAUUUCAUGGACUUCAGUAUUGUUCUUCUUCUUGCAGCCUUACUUAUUCAAAUUCAGGUCUUUUUCAAGUUCCCUAACUGCAGUACUAAUCUACGAGUUUUGGAAUGAUGAUGACUACCAAUACUUAGUACGUAGAGAGCAGUUCACUACUAUUUUCUCGAUCAUAGUAGUCAUCGUAGUUUUCUUAAGAAUCUCAAUGCUCUGCUUCUAUAUUUCAAUGUGUGUUUUCUUAUAUAAAUAAAGCGGCAGCUUUUGAGAAAUUAGAUGUGGAAACUCCCGCCCAGAAAAUGCAUAAUGAGACUAUUGAUGAGAUGAAGGAUACCCUUGAGAAAAUGUAUAAUAUUAAAAAAGAAGAGCUAAAGGACAAAGAAAAGAAGUUUAGAGGCUCACAAGACAAGAAAAUAAUUGCAUGGAUGCUUAAUAGGAAGAAGCAUUUGAAUGAGAAAGAGAGACAAGCAUUCUUUAAGAAACUCAAUCCUAGUUUGAAGAGAAAUGACGAUGACUUAGAUUUUGAAUCAGAUUACAAUCUUAAUGAUGAGGAGGGAAAGCUAAUUAAAUCUUCUAAGCGUAUUUUGAAUGAUAAGAAUUCUCCGAGCAAGAGCACAUCUCCAGAAGAGGAGAGUAAAUUUAUCCAGACAAUUCAGUUUGAAUAUCCUUUCCAGUUGAAAUCAUUCUUGAAAUCUCUGUUUCAGUUAAAACCCAUUUUGAUCAGCUCUUAUUCUGUCGAUAAAUUCAGGAUUGUAAUUGAGAAUUAUGUGAAAGAUACAAAUUACACUACUCUUAAUCUAAAUGGACUGGAUGAAAUCAUACAAUUUUUAAAAGACAUUGGCUGCAAAGUCCCAGUUCUGUUAUAUUCAGGAUGCUCGAUACACCCAGAGAUCAUUAUGAAACUCAGGAAGAAAUAUUCAAUGUUCAGCUGUACAACCGACCUCAAUGUUGUAAUCAAAUUCUGCAAAAUGGAGCCAAUUGAACAUUUUGUAGAGUAA
This is a messenger RNA of Moneuplotes crassus, 2242 nucleotides long. Lineage: Eukaryota; Ciliophora; Spirotrichea; Euplotida; Euplotidae. The record is from the annotation of a GenBank genome assembly.